AUGUGCUCGCGCUUGGACCUGGCGACGCUCCGCGUGCGGAAGGACCUCAACGAGCUCGCCAAGGGCAAGUUUGCCGUCGAGCAUGCGACGACCCAGAUCGAGUUCCCGGACGGCGUGGAGAACCUGCUCCGUAUCCUCAUCACGAUCGCGGUCACCGACCAUGCAAGCGCCUACGCCAAUGGCGACUUCAAGUUUCGCAUCGAAAUCCCCAAGGCGUACCCGUUCCAUGGUACGACGCCACGAUGCUGCGCUGCCGCAUCCCUCGACCGCAUUUGGCACCCGAACAUUGACCUGCAUACGGGCCGCGUCAUGUUUUCCAUUCUCGGCAAGGACUGGCGCCCGGUCCUGAGCAUCAACACGAUCUUGCUUGGCCUUCAGCUCAUCUUUAUCGAGCCCAGCAUCGAGUUCCCCAUGAACGAAGCGGCCGCAAACGCGUACCGCCAUAGUCCUCAGGCGUUUCGUCGCGACGUGCAACUGACGCUCCAGGGCGGCGUCCACUUCGGUCUGCAAUUUGUGCGUCACCCGCGCUACCGCAACGUCCAUGGACCUCGGAAGCGCGAGCGCGGCCUCGAGCACGAGAUUGAGCAAAUGACGAUCGUGUCGCCCGACUCGCACGGCGCCAUGGACAUGACGGACGUCGAGAACGACGACGACCCGUAUCCGCCGUCCGCCAAGCGCCACCGGAUGACAUAA
This is a messenger RNA of Saprolegnia parasitica CBS 223.65, 693 nucleotides long. RefSeq lists its product as hypothetical. The transcript has 5 exons. Lineage: Eukaryota; Oomycota; Saprolegniomycetes; Saprolegniales; Saprolegniaceae. The record is from RefSeq and is a predicted model, not a curated record. The coding region runs from base 1 to 693 and encodes 230 amino acids.